GUCGUCAUUGACUGUUACAUUCCUGGUUAUAUGUUCGCUUCAUUAAAAGGGGUUUCUUAUCUAAGUCUAAUACAUUGUAUAUCUUUUAAGGAAACGACUUUGUCGUGGUGAUGAUACUGGUGAGUGCUUGUAAACCACGGGCAUGCGCAGAAGGGAGGUGCAGGUGUUAAAAUCCCGCCUGACUCCAAACCUGCCAAUCUUGAUCUUGAUCCUUUCGAAUCGUCGGAAGAUCCUCGCUCCCCCCCCUUCUAACUCUCCGAAUCAUUUGCCUAAGGUACGUAAUGAUGUCCGUUCUACAUUGCUUGCGACUGUUAUGAGGGUGGAGACUCGUGCAAUGACGGAACAAUCUGAAGAACGUAAGCCUCUGAAGUGUCCCGCAGUGUCGCAACUUGAUAUCGGUAAACGUGACGUCAUUAAUGCUCAGAAUACAUGCCCUACAUUAAAGUCAAUUAGGGAAAAGGUAAAGACAGGGAAAAUAGACAAUGUUAAGAAUAGGGCAGUGAAAUAUGAAAUAAUUAAUGGGUUAAUCUAUAGAAUUUGCUUAGAAGUAAAUUCGAUCAUGAAAAGGGUAGAAAGCAACUGAUUGUUCCUGAGAUUUAUAAAAGUAAAAUAUUAAAUCUUGCUCAUGAUUCUUUAACAGCUGGCCACUUUUCACACAGGAAAACUAGCCAUAAGAUAUUCC
Penaeus monodon (black tiger shrimp) is the source of this 682-nucleotide messenger RNA. RefSeq lists its product as uncharacterized. The record is from RefSeq and is a predicted model, not a curated record. Bases 143 to 583 code for a protein of 146 amino acids. NCBI's taxonomy places the organism in Eukaryota, Metazoa, Arthropoda, Malacostraca, Decapoda, Penaeidae. The transcript is spliced from 2 exons.